CCAUCUGCCACUUGUAUGCACACAAAAAAUCACCAAUAGCUCUUUACACGAGUACGACCAAAGAUAUAUAUCUUACAUUUAUCUACCUAUGGCAAGUAUUUGUGAUCUAUAUAGCAAUACCUUGAUACCAUUACUAACCAAUUGGAGAAGCUCGGCCGAAUCGACGAAUCAUGGCAGUUGGGCUACUAAUCAAACCUCUUACUGCUCCACUCAGCGAUACGAUCUUAUAUAUGUCACUGGGAGGUUGUGGUAUCUUCUUCCUUACACAUAGAGAUGGUAGAGACUCCAGAGACACAAGCAGGUGGCUGACCGCACACCGCAGACAACACGAUUAAACCAUCUCAACCAUGAGCAUCCAGCCCCUCCAAUCCCGUCGGGAUAAAGAAUUCCCUCUCCAGAUCUGCCAAACGGCCCUCUCGCCCUGGACGUUGCCCGUGCUCCCUACGCCAGCCACCGUUUCCAAGGCCCGUCACUCUCUGAUAAACACGCUUCCCACCACCGGAUUGGGAUUUUCAGAGACAAAGCGACACUUAGUCGACGAUAUUAUCCCCGGCUUCAACGGCAGCAGCCUCAGUGCCAAUUACUAUGCCUUUGUCACAGGCGGCGUGACACCCGCUGCCUUGUUGGCUGAUACUAUCGUAUCUGCCUACGACCAGAAUGUGCAUGUGCACAUUCCAGACCACUCCGUAGCAACGGAUGUGGAACAUCGAGCUUUGACGUUGCUGCUUGAUUUGUUCGAUCUAGAUCGUAAAGUCUGGGUCCACAAGACCUUGACAACCGGCGCGACGGGUAGCAAUGUGCUUGGACUCGCUCUUGGCAGAGAGUUUGUUCUUCGGGCAGCUGUGGAAAGGAAGGUAGGAGCGGAUCGCGCGGCUAUUAAGAGCGUGGGUGAACAUGGUAUGGCGGAAGUAUUGCUUGCUGCGGGCCUAAAAGGGUUACAAGUUCUGUCCACAUAUCCGCAUUCGUCAAUUGGAAAAGCAGCGGGAGUUCUGGGUAUUGGUCGGGCAAAUGUUAAGAGCAUCUGUGCUUCUGGUGGGAGCGAGAGUCAACACCCACUUAGGUUUGAUUUUGAGAUUCUAGAAAAGGAAUUAUCUAGAAGCGAUGUGGCAAGCAUUGUUGCGGUGUCUUGUGGUGAAGUGAACACGGGACAUUUUGCGACAGGGGGACUUGAAGAGUUUAGGGAGAUACGGCAUCUCUGCGACAAGUACGGUGCCUGGUUACACGUUGAUGGCGCUUUUGGCAUGUUUGGACGUAUUUUGAAAAGCGGCAAAGAAUUUGACCGUAUUUUGAAAGGAUGCCAGGGGCUUGAAUUGGCAGACUCCAUAACAGGGGACGCUCAUAAAUUACUCAAUGUUCCCUACGAUUGCGGCAUUUUCUUCUCACGCCACGCGGAUAUCGCAGAGGAUGUCUGCAGGAACCCUAACGCGGUCUAUCUAAGUGUUGGUGCUGGUGAGAUCCCGGCUCCGUGCAAUAUCGGCCUUGAGAACUCCAGGCGUCUCAGAGCACUGCCGGUGUAUGCAACCUUAGUUGCAUAUGGAAAGGACGGUUAUAGGGAUAUGUUAGAGAGGCAGAUAAAACUCGCUAGAUCGGUUGCUGGCUGGUUACUUGAGCAUCCAGCUUACGAAGUUCUUCCUCACAACCCAGUGAAGGAAAGCCUUCUGCAGGAUACAUUUAUCAUUGUUCUAUUCAGGGCAAUAGACGAAGGCUUGAAUAAGGUGCUGGUGAACAAAAUCAAUGCUAAUUCAAUAAUAUUUGUGUCGGGAACGAGUUGGGACGGCAAACCUGCGUGCAGAAUUGCAAUUUCAAAUUGGAGAGUAAUCGAAGAGAAGGAUUUUGAAAUGAUAACUACCGUGCUACGUGAAAUCGCUCAAUAAUGUGAACAGCGAUGUGUGUGUGCGGUCUAUCUAUAUACAUCAAGAAUAUCAAUAGAAUACCACGAUAUUUUUUCACCAUUAUCUCCGACGUCCUGCCGUUGGAACGUCACUUCUAUCGGCCAUACUGACGACCUCCCCAAUGCCAGCCUCUUCUUGUUCGUCUUCCAGAGCUGUGAUUUCUUCUCUGCAAUCCCACCAUUUCUCUUCAGCAAGAGCAAACGCUUCCUUUCGAAGUUCCUUUAUGCUCAUUUCUGAUCCAGAUUUAGCAGUGUUCAUUUUACAUAUUAGAAUAUCCUGCCAUUCCGAGGAGGUCCUGUUGAAGAAAUCUCUCAGAGACUCAAAAGGUCGGGGAUGCGGUCGAGAAUCCUGGGCAGGGGUUUCUGAUUCUUGUUCGACCUCUGUUUCCAUCUGCGCAGGUUCCGUGACGCUUGUUGCUGCGGUCGACGCUACUUCUACCGACUCCAUCUCUAUAUCCUCAUUUUCUCCGUCGUCUGAUUCUUCCUCUUCCUCGUCCUCUUCAUCAGUGUCGACUGGAAUGACAUCAUUCCAAUGUUCAGGCUCGUUGUAGAAUAUCUCCUUUACGCCAUCCAGUUUCACUAGAUCAAUGGAAUACAUGUCGUUAAAUGUAAAUUCCUGAUCUCCUCUUUCAAAGGUGCCGCCAAAAAUAAACAGUGUAUCAUCCAGCACCGCUAAUUGGGAAUUGAACCUCCGGUGCGGCAUUUCAA
Molecule: messenger RNA, 2599 nt
Organism: Histoplasma capsulatum G186AR
Lineage: Eukaryota; Fungi; Ascomycota; Eurotiomycetes; Onygenales; Ajellomycetaceae
Product: L-2,4-diaminobutyrate decarboxylase
Exons: 1
Coding region: 348-1874 (508 amino acids)
Biological process (GO): carboxylic acid metabolic process
Molecular function (GO): pyridoxal phosphate binding; carbon-carbon lyase activity
Source: RefSeq, a predicted model, not a curated record